UGGAGUUGUUACCUGAGUCAGACAUUGAAUUUGAGCAUGAGUCUGAAUAAUUUUUGACCCCGGAAGACUCAAGUGAUGAUGGAGGAAAUGAGUUUGAUUGGCCUCAAUUUAAUCCGAGUGCAGAAUUUGGGGAGGUCCAAUUUCAGCUGAACAUGGAGUUUGAGUCACUUGAACAAUUUAAGCAGGCUCUCAAGGAAUUUACCAUAUCAGAGGGUAGGAGGAUAUUUUACAUGAAGAAUGAUAAGAGAAGGGUUAGAGCUGCUUGUAUACAUGGAGGCUUCAUGCCUAGAAAAGAAGUGCAAAAAGCCAAGGCAAAGCCAAGAAAAGCAGCUAAGGAAAAGGCAAAGUUAGAGGCUGCUAAAGAAGCUAAUGAAAGCGACAAAGCUAAAGGGGUGGUGGCAACGAAUGAGGCUCUUCCUGAAGGUGAGAAAAACAAUGAGAGAGCUACAACCAAUGAGGUAGAAGCACAAGCUAAUGCAGCAAACAAUGAAAAAUGUGGAAAUGAAGGUGAGAAAAAUGGUGAAACAGAGAAGCAUGACUGUCCCUGGUUUAUAUACUGUGCAAAGAACCCAUGGUCAGGUGGAUACCAAAUAAAGACCUACAACCCCACUCACACCUGUGGAAGAGAGUUUGGCGGCAAUAUGGCAGAUCAACAUUGGGUAGCAAAGAAGCUAGAAAAGAGAUUGUUGAGUCAGCCACGGUUGACACAUGCAGAGGCAUGGGAUCACAUGAAGGUUGAUUACAAUGUGAUACUCAGUGAUAAAAUGCUGUACAGAGGACUUCGGAUGGCCAGGGAAAAGUAUGUUGGUAACGAGAAGGCACAAUAUGGCAAGCUGCGUGACUAUCUGAAUGAGAUACACAGGAGCAAUGAAGGUUCAUCUGCACUGUUGGCAGUGGAGCCUAUACCUCAAUCUCCUCCAUUAUUUGAUAAAUUGUAUAUUUGCUUAGACGCCUGUAAAAGAGGGUUCAAGGCUGGAUGUCGCCCUUUGAUAGGUUUAGAUGGAUGCUUCCUGAAGGGUUUUUAUGGGGGACAAUUAUUGUCAGCUGUAGGACAAGACGCGAACAAUCAUUUUUAUGUGAUUGCGUAUGCAGUAGUUUACAGUGAGACAAAGGCAAGUUGGAAAUGGUUUCUGGAGUUGUUACAAGAUGAUCUUGGGCAAUGCACUACCGAUGGUUGGAACUUCAUCAGCGAUCAACAGAAGGUAUCCCUAAAUAUGUCUUAGUGUUUGUUAUGUUAACUAACUAAAUGCAUUGUAUUCUUGAUGGUUUAAUGACUGUUAACUAUGUUUUUUAUUAUCAUAACAAGCAUUUUAAUGCCUAUUAUUUUCUGGUCUGUUUGAACUGUAAUGCAGGGUCUUUUGCCAGCACUAAAAGAGGUUAUGCCUAAU
Arachis ipaensis is the source of this 1388-nucleotide messenger RNA. The record is from RefSeq and is a predicted model, not a curated record. Lineage: Eukaryota; Viridiplantae; Streptophyta; Magnoliopsida; Fabales; Fabaceae.